CAUCUCUCUCUCUCCCUACUGUCAAGUGGUUUACACGUAUUUUUUGCUCACGCGCAGAGCACAGACAUUCGUGCUCUCCACGAAGAUCGUGCACAGACCUAAAAGGGAAAAACAAAAAAAACAAGAAGAAGAAGAAGAACAAGAAAGCAUGGGCUUUUGCUUCUCACCGGCUUCAAGAUCCGUCUCUAUGUUCCCCAACGUGAGCGUCUUGCUCGUCUUGUUGCUCUCUUGCAGCUUCUUCGCUUCCACAGAAGCUUAUGAUGCUCUUGACCCAAAUGGGAACAUCACGAUCAAAUGGGAUAUCAUGAGCUGGACUCCUGAUGGCUAUGUUGCUGUUGUAACGAUCUUCAACUUCCAGCAGUAUCGUCACAUCCAAGCUCCCGGAUGGUCUCUGGGAUGGACAUGGGCGAAGAAGGAGGUAAUAUGGAGCAUGAGUGGUGGCCAAACGAUAGAGCAGGGGGAUUGUUCCAGAUACAAAGGGAAUAUACCCCAUUGCUGCAAAAGGAAUCCUACAGUUGUAGAUUUGCUGCCGGGAACUCCUUACAACCUACAAAUCGCCAACUGCUGCAAAGGAGGAGUCAUUAGCUCGUGGGUUCAAGAUCCUGCAAACGCAGUGAGCGCGUUUCAGCUGAGUGUGGGGUCUGCUGGAACCACGAACAAAACAGUCAGACUGCCUAAGAACUUCACUCUUAAAGCACCAGGGCCUGGUUAUACUUGUGGGCCUGCUAAAAUAGUUAAACCUACUAAAUUUGCUACCCCGGACAAAAGGAGAGUUACCCAAGCACUAAUGACAUGGAAUGUUACAUGCACAUAUUCACAGUUCCUGGCCCAAAAAACUCCUACUUGCUGUGUCUCACUGUCAUCAUUUUACAACGACACUGUGGUAUCCUGCCCAACAUGUGCUUGUGGAUGCCAGAACAAUGCUACUAUGCCUGGGAGCUGUGUGGAGCCAAACUCGCCAUAUUUAGCUUCAGUUGUUUCAAACGCUGGAAGGAACAAUCCUCUCGUUCGAUGCACGAGUCAUAUGUGCCCAAUCAGAGUGCACUGGCAUAUUAAACUCAAUUACAAGGAGUACUGGAGGGUUAAGGUCACAAUUACGAAUUUCAACUACAAUAUGAACUACAGUCAGUGGAACUUAGUGGCUCAGCAUCCGAACUUUGACAAUCUGACGCAGAGUUUCAGCUUUUACCACGAGCCAUUGAUGCCAUAUGGAACAAUAAAUGAUACUGCCAUGUUGUGGGGAAUCAAGUUCUAUAAUGAUCUGCUUAUGGAAGCUGGCCCUUCUGGCAAUGUUCAGUCAGAACUUCUAUUUAGAAAGGAUGCAUCAACUUUUACCUUUGAGAAGGGCUGGGCUUUCCCGAGAAGGAUCUAUUUCAAUGGGGAUAACUGUGUGAUGCCUCCUCCGGAUGCCUAUCCAUGGCUGCCAAAUGCAAGUAUUCGAUGGGGUGUCUCGAGAUUUAGCCUAGGAUUGAUCUUAUUGGUGCUGGUACUUCACUCGGGGCUAUUUUAAAGGACUAAUUGACGUGGGCAGAUUCUUACUCUGCUGAUCCAAUUUUUGACCUCACAAGAUUGAUGGCGGAAUCUACGGUUAGAUGAUGAUUUUCAUUCCAGGGGCCGACGUCAUCAAGUGAUCAGAUGGCCUUAAGGUGCAUUGUCACUUUCCCAGAGGCCAACAUCGUUUCCUUUUACAUUUUGAUACCAAACUGAUGAGUCCAAAACUUAUUCUGUACUUCACCUUAUAUUUGUAAAAUGUCUUGCUGUCAAGUUGGUGUUACCUACUAGUAACAGCGAUGUCAAGUGAGAUCUAAUGCAUUACAGUUUGCGUUUCCUGUA
This is a messenger RNA of Rhodamnia argentea, 1833 nucleotides long. Its product is annotated as COBRA-like protein 1. Bases 149 to 1510 code for a protein of 453 amino acids. The record is from RefSeq and is a predicted model, not a curated record. NCBI's taxonomy places the organism in Eukaryota, Viridiplantae, Streptophyta, Magnoliopsida, Myrtales, Myrtaceae. The transcript is spliced from 6 exons. Gene Ontology annotation, cellular component: plasma membrane. Gene Ontology annotation, biological process: cellulose microfibril organization; plant-type cell wall cellulose biosynthetic process.